AUGAAAGUUUCUCUUCAAGUAAAAAUUUCAGAAAAAUUAUGCGACAGGAGUAAUUGGUAUACUCCAUCUUUUAUCGUUGUAUGUUUGAUAAUCGCAAAUGCUACUUUGAUCAUUACAAUUAUCGUAGUUGCAAUUCAUCUUGCGAAAGAGGUCAAUUAUCGAUCGGAAAAAGAGUUUUUGCUUCAUUUGCAAAGAGCGUACGAUACGGCUAUUUAUUCGCUAUUUGGCGUACUGAUAUUUUACAUUAUUAUUAAUUUCAUCAGUUUGGGAAUACGACUUAAAGUUAUCAAGGAUAGCGUUAAUUAUAUCAGUGAACAGGUCAAUCAACAACGCAAAGAAUGUGAGGAAACCGCGCGUAGAUUCGUACGUGAUACCUUCUUUGUUAAAAAAUACUAUGAGAAUGGGCCAGCAACCUUUAAACCUGCUGAAAUAUUAUCUGCUCAGGAAGCCGUAUCAAAAUAUAAGGAAAUGAAAAAAGAACACAGCGUUGAUAAAACAAUGGAAGAAAUUAGCAAACAUUUAACAACGCUUAAUAAAAUGAAAAUUGUUAUGAAUCAGCCAACCGAAAAGCAAUUUGAUUCAAAAUUUAUAAAACUAAUUGAAGAACAAAUUGCCAGGCAAAAAGAUGCAAGUAGUAUAAUACAGGAGAGUCAAUUAUCAAGAACACAAGAAGAAUUCAGCAGAAUUUCAACAAUAACCAGUGUGGGACAAAAAUAUAAAAGCCAAUAUACUAAUUUGAGUAUUAAAGGUCAGAAGAGCCAAAUAAUAGAUGAGAAAACAGAGCCAAGCGCUCUAGAAACUCCAACUGGUCAAAUAACUGAAACAGCAUCUGAGCAUAGGAAAUCAGUUCUGUCACAAUCGCGAUUAUCUCCAGAGAGUCAUAUAUUUCAAUCGCAAACUUCAAAGGUAGCCAGUAAAAUCUUACGAAUUUUUGAAACGGAAAAGACACAAUCGUCAUCACAUCGCAGAAAUCAGGAAAACAUUCACCGAGAAUCAACAGAUAGUGAAAAUUAUGAGAAGAUGAAGGUUUCGAUGUCUUCCGAAAUUUCCCGAUCAGAGUCAGAAUCUAUCAGAGUAAAGACGAAUGAAAUGAUCAAUCAGCAAGAAAUCGGAAGAGCAGAAAACGAAAAUGAUGAUAAGAUGAUAAAAUGA
Messenger RNA from Cercopithifilaria johnstoni, 1152 nucleotides. NCBI's taxonomy places the organism in Eukaryota, Metazoa, Nematoda, Chromadorea, Rhabditida, Onchocercidae. The record is from the annotation of a GenBank genome assembly.